UUUGACCUUUCUAGUUUCAAGUUUGAAGUACGGGUGAAAUUGAAUUGUGAUUCGUGGAGGAGGAGACACUUUCAAGGAACGUUUCAACCAACGAAACUUCCCUCUUGUCUUUGUUGUCUUCACCCACCAAACACCAUAAGCCAAGCAACCCAAGGAAGGAACACUAGCAGAAACAGAGUCUUCCUUCUUCAUCAAUCAAUCCGCACAACACAAGGAACAAAGAGAAAGAAAGAAUGAGUUUCCAAGAUCUUGAGGCUGCUACUCCGCAGCAACAACGACAACCCAUUUACUCGAAUUCAAUUCAGAAGCAAAGACAACGAGCAGCAUAUCAAUAUCAAGAUCAAGAUCAAAGUCAAAAUCUUUACGAGCCUUCUCAGGCUGUGUCUGCUGGGAUUUUCCAAAUCAAUACCGCCGUCUCCUCCUUUUUCCGCCUAGUCAAUUCCCUCGGCACCCCUAGAGACACCCUUCAACUCCGUGACAAGCUGCAUAAGUCACGGGCGCAUAUUGGGGAGUUGGUGAAAGAUACUUCGGCCAAACUUAAGCAAGCCAGUGAAACUGAUCAGCAUGCCCAAGUUAGUGUUGUCAAGAAGAUUGCUGAUGCUAAGCUUGCAAAGGAUUUCCAGGCGGUUCUUAAAGAAUUUCAGAAGGCUCAGAGGCUUGCAGCUGAAAGGGAAACAACAUUUGCUCCUUUUGUUCCCAAAGACGUUCUGCCAACCAGUUAUCUUGCCCAUGAGCAGGAGAUGAGUUCAACUACGAGUUCCAAACAGCAAGCUCUUCUGCUAGAAUCAAGAAGACAAGAGGUUUUACUGGCGGACAAUGAGAUUGCAUUCAAUGAAGCUAUUAUUGAAGAAAGGGAGCAAGGGAUCCAAGAAAUUCAACAACAGAUCAGUGAGGUUAAUGAGAUUUUCAAAGAUCUAGCUGUCCUGGUCCAUGAUCAAGGAGCUAUAAUCGAUGAUAUUGGCUCUAACAUUGAGAACUCUCAUGCUGCAACUGCGCAAGCCACCUCCCAGCUUGUGAAAGCAUCUAAGAUCCAAAGAUCUAAUUCAUCUCUGACCUGUUUGCUGUUGGUGAUUUUUGGGAUCAUCCUGAUCAUUGUCAUUAUAGUUGUGGUCGCUUGAGCAGUGAUUUCUUGAUGCUCUCAAAGUAAUGAUCUUCUAAAUCGUUGGUGGUGUUUCCUUCCUACAACUUCCAACUUCAACUUGAACUUAAGCUUGACCUUUUGGUCUGAUUAUGUUACCAAAUGACUCACCACUCUAGGGCUCUUGAUGCGGCGGCCAUCAUCCUCGUAUGUAAAUAUGCACAGUUAGUAGUAUAUGUGGAAUCUGCAACGCUCCCUCUCUAAGGGACAUACAGAAAACAAAUGUAAUUUUUUUAUUUAUCAAAGUUUCGAAAUUCUUUGCA
This is a messenger RNA of Prunus dulcis (almond), 1401 nucleotides long. RefSeq names its product syntaxin-22. Gene Ontology annotation, biological process: intracellular protein transport; vesicle-mediated transport; vesicle fusion. Gene Ontology annotation, cellular component: SNARE complex; endomembrane system; membrane. The coding region runs from base 234 to 1118 and encodes 294 amino acids. Gene Ontology annotation, molecular function: SNARE binding; SNAP receptor activity. NCBI's taxonomy places the organism in Eukaryota, Viridiplantae, Streptophyta, Magnoliopsida, Rosales, Rosaceae. The record is from RefSeq and is a predicted model, not a curated record. The transcript has 7 exons.